Trichomonas vaginalis G3 is the source of this 3279-nucleotide messenger RNA. RefSeq names its product armadillo (ARM) repeat-containing protein family. The record is from RefSeq and is a predicted model, not a curated record. The transcript has a single exon. Lineage: Eukaryota; Parabasalia; Trichomonadida; Trichomonadidae. The coding region runs from base 1 to 3279 and encodes 1092 amino acids.
AUGGAUGAAUCUCGGUUUAUUUCAUUGAUUGACCGAUGUAAAUCAGAAGAUAAUGAGAUUAGAAGUAAUGCAGAGUCAGAAAGAGAUCAAAUUAUUCAAAAUGACCCAUUAUUGUUUGUCAAUUCUCUUUUACAAAUAAUUGUAUCAAAUAAUUACGAAAAUCUCAAUGACUAUAUGAUUACGUUAAUAUUCUCUGUUAUUAAGCGCGCUCAGAGCUAUUUGGAGCACGAAUCACUCAAAAUUUUCUUUGGAAAUUUGCAUUCAUGCAUUCAAACUCUUCUUAAUCGAAGCCACUCUCUAAAUAUUAUAUGCAGUACAUAUGCAUUAACGCUUUCAAACAUUCAUAAAUUACCUGAAGCAGAUUUUGAUUUUAAUGGAGUUUUAAUUGAACUACAAACAAUAAUACAACAGCAGUUUUCACUUUCUAUCAUAUCUGAGGCGAUUGAAAACUCUCCAGAUCUUUAUAACUUUGAUAUCGAUUUUCUCUAUCAAAUUAUUGAUCAAAACAGAGAAUAUGAUGGUAUUAUUCGAUAUUACUUUUCAAUUAUCGGAAAAUUAGAAGAAAACGAAAAAUUUGUCGAAAUUUUCCCAAAUAUUCUUGAAAAAAUAACAAUUGAUAAUGUAUACACUUCACUUGAUGCUAUGAAUGCUUUUUGUGAACUUGGAUCUCCAUUUAUUGGUUACAUUUAUCUUGAUUUAGCGAGAUAUAUCUGUAAUCUUGCAAUUAACAACAAAAUCGAUCAAAUUCAAGCAAAUUGUGUAUUUAUUAUAUCAGCAAUUACUCUUAAAAACACAAAAUUUGUUGUAAAUUCACCAGAAUUUGUUGAUUUAGUUUUUCAGCUUUUUAUCAGUCUUAUUAGAGAUGUCAGCUACGACAAACUUGAUAAUGAUACAGAUAAUGGUGCUUUCAGUAUCAUUGAAACUGUUGCUUCCGAAAUUUCAGAAAAAUUAGAAGUAAUAAUCAUUGAAAAAAUCCCAGAAUACUUCCAAAGCGCUCAAAACGAUGCAGGAAUAUUAUAUGGACUAUUAAUAUUGAUCUCAUUAUAUCAUCCAUACGUUAAAUGUGAACUAUCUGGACCUAAAGCGAGAUUUAACAUAAAUUCUGACAUUUAUACCAUUCUUACCACUAAUGAAGAUAUAGGACUUAGGUAUGCAUGCAUUAGAUAUAUUAGUCAGUUGAUUUUUUCAGGAAUUUCAGUUGAUGAAAUUGAAAUCUUCAAUUAUUUCCUUAAUCUUGAUUUCCAAGGUGAAGAUGAACAUUGUAUAUAUUGGAUCCUUUCCUUUUUUGAGCAAUUCUCUUUCAAUACACGAAGCAAUGAAAAUUCUUUAGAAUUUAAUACUCUUUGUAAGGAAAAGAUGUUGUCAGUCUCUGAAAAUCUUCCUAAUGAAAAAUGUGUUGCGAAAUUGAUUAAAAUUCUUACAAAAAAUAUAAAAAUAACUCAAGAUCCAAUUGAAGAUGUUUGUGAAAAAUAUGCAGAGCUCUUCAAUGAAUAUAAAGAAAGUGAUUUUAUUAAAGUAACAAUUAUCUCUCAAAUCCAAGAAAUUUUUGGUUCAUACAAAAAUAAAGAAAAUGAACAGUUCAUUAGCGAACAAGCGGUAAUGUAUUAUAAUGAGUGUAACAAUAUGCUUCAGAAGGAUGACCUUCCACCUAAAUAUCUUUCAUAUUGUUUGGCCGCAAUAUUUAAUUUUCUUCAGCUUGCUCAGGAUCAGCUCGGUGACCGUAUAUUUGAUCUUUACAAAGGUUGUUAUUCAAUUCUUUCACAGCCACUACAAUACAAUGAAGAAACACAACUAAAUGUUUUUGAUUUGACAGCUUAUUAUGUGGCAGAUUCGUUCACAAGUAGUAUUAAGUACACAAUUGACAAGACUAUGGUGGAAAUGAUAGAUGAUAAUAUGAGGAUUCUGUUUGAAAUUUCAAAGAAAAAGGUUUUUUAUGAAACUGUGGAAAAUAAUAUAGAAAUGUAUAAUGAGGUAGUCAAUUUAUGCCUUAAUUACCUCAAUUCGGAUAUAAUUAUCAAGUCAAUUCAUUACCAUUGUUUCCAAAUUUUAUUUUUCUUAUUCCAGAACCUCGAAAAUGAGGAGUUACGGCAGCCAAUCGUAAGUAUAUUAAUGGAACAAUACAUUAAGCUCACAAAUAUUAAUCUUUUUGGCGAAAACGUAUAUUUAUCACUAUUUGACUCUUUCUUUGGGGAUUGUUCAAGUUACAUACAAGAAAAUGACCAAGUUAAGCAGUCUUCGAUUAACUUUUUGAUCAAAAUCUUUCUGCAAAUGUAUAAUAAUGCUUCCGAAAUUCAAAAGAGCGAAAAAAGCGUAGAUGAUAAAUUUUCUCAAUGGGAUGCAACUGUAAAUUGUGAGCUGGAGCGUUAUGUCGAUUUUUGUUUAUCUUUAUCAUGGAAAUUACGAAAGAUUUGUCCAGAAUUAAUGAUAGAACCAUUUACCAAUGAAAUUUACCCUUUAAUUAUGCAGAACAUUGAAGUUGACUUUAUAUCUCCGUUGAAUGCUUCGCUUCUUGCCUAUUAUUUAUCAUUUUUCGAAGAUGGAAAUGUUUACGAGGAAAACCGCCAAAUUCUAUUCAAUUAUUUCAAUUAUUUAAUUGAAACAGAAGAAGAACUUAAUAACGUAGAUGACUAUGAUGAUAUAUCAUUAGUUGAUUGGAAAUCCGCACUUAAUGAUUUGUUUUUCAACUCUUUAUGCCGAAUGAUCAAAUUCAUUAAUUUUAAUGAAGAAUUAAUAGAUGAUUUAAUUGAAGAACUUUAUGCUUUACGUGUUAAUGGGUAUUUUGAGGUAGUACAAGGAGAUUUGUGCUCUGCAAUACUGUUAAUUUUUAGGAAAUAUCCACAAAUUGUGAAUCAAGAUUUUGGUCUUCAUUUUGAAUAUACAGAUAGUAACUUAGUAUAUAGAAAUUCAACGAUACAUUAUAAUACUCUAUAUUUCGAUCUUUCUAUUUCUUGGCUUGAAAAUUAUUUUGAAUUGUUUGAGCAAAAUUACAAAAUACCAAAUGGCGAGGAUGAAGAUCGUAUGCUCGAAUCAAUGUUUAAAUCAUGGAUCAUUAGUUUUAGGAAAUUCAAAAAGAAUGAUGGUAAAUUGUCAAAAUUGAAUAAUAUUUUUGGUCGUUUCUUCAAUUUCUGUCGUCAACAUCCAUUCUUCUUUAAUACUUUGAAGUCUUCUUUGGAAAAAUUUAAGAGUGCAGAGGACUUGACUGAGAAAGAAGUUGUAACGUUUUCGAGAUAUCUCGGUUAUUCUUUCAAAAUUUAUAAGUCGAACAUUAGUAGUAAUUGA